Messenger RNA from Lucilia sericata (common green bottle fly), 2588 nucleotides. RefSeq names its product homeobox protein vnd (gene vnd). NCBI's taxonomy places the organism in Eukaryota, Metazoa, Arthropoda, Insecta, Diptera, Calliphoridae. Bases 718 to 2169 code for a protein of 483 amino acids. Gene Ontology annotation, molecular function: DNA-binding transcription factor activity, RNA polymerase II-specific; RNA polymerase II cis-regulatory region sequence-specific DNA binding. The record is from RefSeq and is a predicted model, not a curated record. Gene Ontology annotation, cellular component: nucleus. The transcript has 3 exons. Gene Ontology annotation, biological process: regulation of transcription by RNA polymerase II; cell differentiation.
UAAGUGAUUGCAGGCUUUUAAAGUAAAAAUUCGUAGCGCCCACUUUAGACGUGUCAACGGUUAAACCACAAAAAAAAUCGCACCAAUUUUGGUUUACGCGAUCUAAAUCAAAAUCAAACGGGAUUUACGCAUCUACUUGAAAAGAAAAAAAAAAUAUUAAUCAAAUGUUUAGUGUUUCUAACACUAACUGAAGAGCAAUUGGAAAUUGUAUAUAGUACGAAGUGAUUAACAGUAAUUUAGAUUCAAGUGUCUUAAUUUUGAAAAAAUAUAAAAGAAAUCAAAGAAAAAAAAAAUCAUUCAAUUUUUUUAUGGAAUUUAUUGGAGUUAUUGAAAAUUUUUAUGACCACCACUCAGCAGAGUCUUCAGCAACAUUGCAAAAGUGUUUUACGAAAAAAAAAAAUAAUAAUAAUAACAUACAUACUUCAAUUCAUUUAAUAAAAUAAUAAACAAAUAAUUAAGUUUCGAAAAAAAAAUCGAAAUCAUUAAUGUGUUUAUAAUUUAAAAAUAAAGGAUUAAAAAUCAAUUUUCUUUCGAUUGCAAAGAAAAGUAAAGAUCAAAAAGCUAUUAAAUAUUAAAUUUUUUUAUAAAGAAAAAAAAAAGUAAAUAAUUUGGAAAUUAUUAUUUAAUAAAAAUAAUUUCUUUUAAAUUUAUUUCAAUUUAAAAAAAAAAAUUAAAAGCAAAAGUGUGUUAUUAGUUAAUAGUAAGAAAAUAGAAAAUAUGACCAAUUAUAAUCCAAAUUGUGGUUAUUAUGAGGAUUAUGGUUCCGGCUAUUAUGCCACCACAAACCCCUCAGCCAUGACUGCCUCAACCAAUAAUAUUUAUCAACAGGAUUAUUAUAUGCAACAGGAUUAUGAAUAUAAACAUGGUUAUGACCUCUUUGAUGCCAAAGUACCCUCCUCGCAAAGAUCUUCCGGUUUUCAUAUAUCGGAUAUUUUAAAUUUAGAAAACUCUGAACUUAAACACAACACCGGCGGCCAUCAUCCGCAAGAUAUUAAUCAACAGCAACAAACCUCCGAUGCCAAUCAUUUAACCCCCUUAAAUGGCGAUUCCACUCACCUAACUACAGCCGCCAAUCCUGCUGCCGUUUUGGAUCCUAACAGUGCUUCUAAUGUGGCUUCAGCGGCGGCGGUUAGUGCUUCAGCUCAGGCUCAGGCAGCCGCUCAAUUUAUUGCCAAUCAUAAUGCUGCCGCUGCUGUGGCGGCUGCUGGUCAAUAUUUACCUAAAAAUUUCCCCAAUGGUUUCAACGAUGACAUGUCUUCGUAUCAUAUAGCCCAUACAAUGCUAACGCAUUCGGGUCGUUCGCCUUGGAUUAAGGAAAAUGAUUUAUACGGUGUCCAACAACCUGCCAGUCCCGACAGUACCUCACCCGUUAACUCAGAAGUUUCCUACACCUAUAUCGGUUCAAAUUGCCAAACAUCGCCUGCUCUAUCGGGGGAUUACAAAACCUAUAGUCGUUCAGCCGAUAGUGAUGCUCUCUCGGUGGGCGGUGGAGACAACAAUAAUCUACAUCAUCUGCAUAAUCAACAAAACAAUGGUCAUUUAAUGAAACCCAAUACCGAUAGCAAUAACAGUGCUGGUGGUAAUUCCUCUAAUCCCCAUGAUGAUAGUUUAAUAGAGGAUGGUAUAGAAGAAGAAAUCGAUGAUGAAAAUGAUCAAGAUGGUAGUAAUACCGGCUCGGGGGCUGAUGGUAUGCCUAAUAAGAAAAGAAAACGACGUGUUUUAUUUACCAAGGCCCAAACUUAUGAAUUGGAGAGACGUUUUAGACAACAACGUUAUUUAUCGGCUCCCGAAAGAGAACAUUUAGCCAGUUUAAUAAGACUAACACCAACCCAAGUGAAAAUCUGGUUCCAGAAUCAUCGUUACAAGACAAAACGGGCCCAAAAUGAAAAAGGGGUCUACGAACAACAUCCCGCCUUACAUGGUCAUCAUCAUCAUCCCUCUGCCUUGCCCUCACCACGACGAGUAGCUGUGCCUGUGUUAGUGCGUAAUGGUAAACCCUGUCUCAGUGAUGGCACCAAAUUGCCGCAAGAUUGUGUCUCCGCUUCUAUGCAAAAUGCUGCCGCCCAUCAUUUAGUGUUGGCCAAUGGGGCAGCUUAUCAACAUGCCGCAGCGGCGGCUGCUGCGGGUAUGCAUGCUGCCCAUGCCCAUCAACGUGCCUGGUGGCAUUAGAAAUUAAAGGAAUUUUCACAAAUCUAGACAAAUUUAGGUUUAUUUUUUAGUUAGAGAAAAAUAAAAGCUGCUGGGUGGCCUUAAAAGUUAACAAUAACAGGUGUUUAGAACAAAAUCAGGGCCCCUAAUUAAUACUAAAAAGAAAAAUUCCUUUUUAAAAAAAAUUCUUAAAAAAUUUUAAGAGAAAAAACUAAAAAUGAAUUUCAAAAAUUCACAAGUUUUGCUACCAAAAAUUUUUAAUCCUUAAAGCAAUAAUUUAAAAACAGCAUUUUAGAAGCGACUCGAAUAAUCAACAAUUUGGACAAUAACAAACAAACAAAAAAACCUUGGGAGUAACAUAAUUAAAAACAAAAAUAAAUUUGUUGCAAUUUUAUUUUUGUAAAAAAGUUUUCUAUUUUUAAAUUUCAUUUUAUCAACAA